This is a messenger RNA of Scaptodrosophila lebanonensis, 1944 nucleotides long. RefSeq names its product transcription factor Adf-1 (gene Adf1). The transcript has 4 exons. Gene Ontology annotation, biological process: regulation of transcription by RNA polymerase II. Gene Ontology annotation, molecular function: DNA binding. Gene Ontology annotation, cellular component: nucleus; transcription regulator complex. Lineage: Eukaryota; Metazoa; Arthropoda; Insecta; Diptera; Drosophilidae. The record is from RefSeq and is a predicted model, not a curated record. The coding region runs from base 255 to 1034 and encodes 259 amino acids.
CGUUAUUCGUCGCUGCUUCGUCACGUCUCGGGAAAAAAUACAUACUAGACAUAGAAGUGCUGCUGCUUCACAGCCGACUGCUACGCUUACUGCAUUCUUGGGUAAAAAUUUCACAGUUGGCAGCGACUGAGAAAAUAAAAUUAAACGUCGACGUCGCGACUUUUUCCUUCUUCGAAGAAGACCCCGAAAUCAAAAUAAAAACAAACAACGUGCGCGCGCGCCAAUUAUUACAAACAAUUAACAAACAACAACUAAUGCACACACUAACAUCAGCCAUCGAGAUGGAUAAAUUGGACGCAAAUUUGGAACAGCAAUUCGAUCUGAAUCUUAUCGAAGCUGUUAAGAUGAAUCCAGUUAUUUACGAUCGAUCUCACUAUAACUACAAACAUUUUGUGCGCAAGGCCCAGACCUGGAAGCAAAUCGCCGAAACGCUCGGUGUGCCUGAACAAAAAUGCACGAAGCGCUGGAAAAGUUUGCGUGAUAAAUUCGCUCGUGAAAUGAAACUUUGCCAGGAGUCCCGCUGGCGCUACUUCAAACAGAUGCAGUUUUUGGUUGACUCUAUCAGGCAGUACCGCGAGUCCUUGCUCGGCAAGUGCGCCAAUGGCAGUCAGAAUGCCAAUCAGGUGGCCGAUCCGACACAGCAGCAGCAAGCGCAGCAGCAGACAGUUGUUGAUAUAUUUGCGCAACCAUUUAAUGGAAGCGCCACAACAUCUGCCCAGGCACUGACCCAUCCGCAUGUUACAGGCGACACGCAGCUGGCCACCGCUGUGGGCAAGGACCAGAAGCCUUACUUCUACGAGCCCCCAAUGAAGCGAGAACGCACCGAGGAGGAGCACAGUGACAACAUGUUGAACACCAUCAAGAUUUUCCAAAACAAUGUAUCGCAGGCAGUUAGCGCCGAAGACCAAUCGUUUGGCAUGGUCGUCACCGAUAUGCUCAACACGCUGGGCGUGCGGCAAAAGGCCGAGGCUAAGGUGCACAUCAUUAAGUAUCUGACAGAUAUGCAGCUGCUGGCACAGCACAACAAAUACUAACUGUCGAGCUGUUAUUAUCAUCACUACCAACAGCGGCAAUUAUUACAACUAUUGCAACUGGACUGUGUGCUGCCUUAGCUGUGGUAUGAUGGCAAGAAAAAGAAUAGCAUAAAGCGAUUAAUGAUGAUGUUCAAAGGAUAAUGUAUGAUGAUGUUUGAUGAUCAGCAACAGCUAUUAGUAGAUCGGAACAGUUUUCGUGGGCAGCACACAAAUAGAGUCGUUGUGCGCUUCAUUUUUAGAUUCUAAGUCUUAAAAGUCAAACUAAAGUUUAAUUCUAGAUAUAAAUCCUUACACAUAAACCUAAACCUAAUAUACAUACAUACAUACUACAUUUACACGUAAACAUUAUAUAUACAUACUUACAUAUAUGCUUUGAAUUGUAGUUGCCCAAUUCCCGAUUCUCACCCCAGUACAUAUGUGUACAAAACGGUUCUAGCAAUACGUAGCAAGUUUUUGAAAGAACAGAAACAAAUUUUCAAAUAUUCACCAUUACUCUGUAUAUUUUCGUUUUAGUUUAUCAUGCCAUCGGGUUUAGCUCUUAAUAAGAUUUACAUAUAUGUAUUUGAAGUUUGAAAAUGAAUGAACGUUAUUUUAAUUUUUUAAGUUCUGUUGUAAUCUUGCUAGUUUACAUUUAUGUACUUUAAAAGGCUUUAAUUAAGUUCGAUAGUGACCUAAAAACCCUUUUAAGCAUUUUGUGAGCGCAAUUACACAGAAAAUUGUAUUAUUUUCAGAUCAAAAUGUUUAAAUUGAUGCCCAAUAUGAAUAUUUGACUGGCAGAAAGCGGGUAAACACAAAAUCAUAAACUUAAAUUAAACUUAGCGUCUUGAUGUGUAAAUUACUUGAUUACUGUGCAAUUAUUUGCUAACACAAACAAAAAUAUUUGAAAAAUACAAGUAUAAAAUGAAAGGAA